Messenger RNA from Penaeus chinensis, 3267 nucleotides. Its product is annotated as filaggrin-2-like. The record is from RefSeq and is a predicted model, not a curated record. Gene Ontology annotation, molecular function: chitin binding. Gene Ontology annotation, cellular component: extracellular region. The transcript has 5 exons. The coding region runs from base 1 to 3111 and encodes 1036 amino acids. Lineage: Eukaryota; Metazoa; Arthropoda; Malacostraca; Decapoda; Penaeidae.
AUGCACAGCUACUACCUUUUCCAAGCCAGGCUAGCCAGCGGUGGCAGCUGCUUUAUCAAGAACCAACACACCAUCGCUUCACAUCACCCUGAACAGGGAGCACCCACCCGCAAACUGGCUCCGUCCUUGACUGGCGGUCCUCAGCGACGUGAUUUGAGACUCUCGGAGGGACCGGGUUUAAAGCACGAUUGUUCUCUUCCCAAUGGCAGACCCAUCGCUCACUGCAAGUUAUAUAUCACGAGCAUUAAGCUGGGGACAAUGCAGGAGAAUGCAUUCAACUGCAAACACUAUGAGGUUCUUUCUGAGAACGCCACAUCCCAGAUGGAUUGUCUGCUUGUGGCCACUGUCACUGGAGAGACAUUCCUGGUGAAACCGGCUCAGUUGGUUCUGCAGAAUAAUGAACCGCGACCUGUGUUACAGAUUCGGCCGGGUGAGAUCCAGGUAAAUGUUGAACCAGACAUAAGUGGUAUUCAGUUUGGACUGGGGGCCUUUGAUGGAAGUUCAGUAGGUUCUCAGCAGGGUUCAAGCGGCUUCCUUGGCAUCGGCGGUUCACAGCUUAUUUCAGGCGUUUCUUCGCCACAGUCCACAGGGUCUUCGUCACAAUCCUUUGUGUCUUCAUCGCAGUCCUUCAGUAGCUUCCAGCAGGGCUCAGGUGGAGCUCAGGGACUCGGUGCUUCUAGGCAAGGUGGAACUGGUCUAGGUGGAUCUCUCGGUUCCCAGACUUCAGCCAAUUUCCAAUUUGUAUCUGGUGGUUCGUCUCAAGGGGAAGGAAACUUCCAAGGGACAGGCGAUUCAGUACAAGGAGUAGAUGGUUUACUGCAGGGACUCGACAGUGCCCAACUGAGUGGGAGUAGGCAAGUGCAAGGUUCAAGUGGUUCAUUAGAAAACUUAAGUGGCUCUCGACAGAUAUCCAGCAACCUCCAACUUGGUGAUCUUUCCAAAGGGUCUUUGAAUCAAGGAUCACGACAAGUCCUUGGUGGUUCUCAGCCGGGUUCGGGAGGGUCAUCACAGCCCGGUGGUGCCCUCCAGGGAACAUCUGGAUCCACUCCACUAGGAUUUGAUGCUUCAUCACAGGGCUUCAGUCCAUCCCAAGAAUUCAGCGGUUCCACAAGCGGCUCAACUGGGACACCACAGGGUACAAGCGGUUCACCACAAGGAUUCGGUGAUUUGCCGCAAGGGUCUGGCGGUCCAUCACAAAGAUUUAGUGGUUCAGUUCAAACAUCAGGGACUUCCAUUCAAGAGCCAAGCGGUUCAUCACAAAGAUUAAGUGGCGCCACUCAAACCUCUAGUGGUUCAUCGCAGUUCGGUGGUUCCACACAGGGAGCUAGUUUUUCCUCACAAGGAUUUGGUGGUUCACCUCAGGUCUCAAGCGGUUCACCACAAGGCACAAGAAGUUCACCACAGUUAAGUGGAUCUACCCAAGGCUCAAGUGGUUCACCGCAGCUGAGUAGUUCUAGCCAAGGUUCAGAUGGCCCAUCACCGUUAAGCGGUUCUACCCAGGGUUCACUACAAGGAUCAAGAGCUCCCUUGCAGAGCUUUGGUGGUUCAAAUAAGGGUUUCAGUGGCUCAGCUCUAGGAUCAAGUGGUUCAUCACAAGGGUUCACUGAUUCAGUACAAGGGUCAGCUGGUUCACCACAAGGGUUCAGCGGUUCAUCACAAGGGUUUAGUGGUUCAUCACAAGGGUUCAGUAGUUCACAAAGAGUUAGUGGUUCUACCCAAGGCUCUAGCAACUCUGCUCAAGGGUUCACUGGUGUAGUACAAGGGUCAACUGGCUCACCACAAGGGUUGAGUGGUUCACAAACAUUUAGUGGUUCUGCCGAAGGCUCCAGUGGUUCUGUACAAAAAAUCAGUGGUUCUGCACAGGGUUCUAGUGGUGCAUCUCAAGGUGCAAGGGGUUCAUCGCAAGGGUUCGGUGGUCCAGUACAAGGGUCAGCUGUUUCAUCCCUAGGGGUUAGUGGUUCACAAAGAUUUAGUGGUUCUACCCAAGGCUCUAGAGGCUCAGCUCAAGGAUCAAGUGGUUCAUCGCAAGGGUUCGGUGGUCCAGUACAAGGGUCAGCUGGUUCACCCCUAGGGGUUAGUGGUUCACAGAGAUUUAGUGGUUCUACCCAAGACUCUAGGGACUCAGCUCAAGGAUUAAGUGGUUCAUCGCAAGGGUUCGGUGGUCCAGUACAAGGGUCAGCUGGUUCAUCACAAGGGUUCAGUGGAGCAGUGCAAGAGUCAGCUGGUUCAUCUCAAGGGUUCGGCGGUUCACAAAGUUUUCGUGUUUCCACCGCAGGCUCUGGUGAUUCAGCACAAAAAUUUGGUGGUUCUACACAGGGUUCUAGGGGUGCACCUCAAGGAUCUAGAGGUUCAUCACAGGGAUCAAGAGGUUUAUCUCAAGGAUUAGCGGGUUCAACCAAGGGAUUCAGUGGUUCACCACAGGGAUCAAGUGGAUUACCUCAGAGUCCUCGAGGCUCAGCUGGUGGAGCAAGUGGUUUACAAAGAUUCAUUAGCCCUGGCCAAGUUGUGGGGGGGUCGUCGCGCGGAGUCUCCGAGGGCCCGCGAGGAAGCGUGACGGCAGGUUCCGGGGCCACGGGCGUCGCCUCCGCUGGAGCACUGGCCGCCGCGCAGAAGGGCGCCGGCACCGCCUUGUUCCGGAGCUCCUUUGACAGACGCCAAAAUGCAGCCGGCAAAUUCCAACGAGGCGGCGGCCGUGGAUCUCUGUCCAUCGCGCAGACCUUCGACAGUUCUCCAUUCCAACCGGCACCGGUUCCAUCGCCACAGAACAUCGAAGAGAUCAAGGGCGUAUUCGAGCCACUGAACUUACCCUCAGGGGCCACUCUCCUUCUGGGGAACAUCGCUGGCACCUUCACUUGCAGAGACCGACCCUAUGGAUACUAUGCUGACCAAGAUAACUCCUGCAGGAUCUUCCACAUCUGUUAUCCUGCCUUGUUUACUGAUGGCCGCACCGAGACUUACCAAUACAGCUUCAUGUGUGGUGAGAGAACCCAAUUUGAUCAGAAAGAAAUGACUUGUGCACACGAAGCUGAAGCCAUUCCAUGCAGUUCGUCGCCAGAAUACUUCUACAGAAACAGCGAGUUUGGACUUCCUGAGGAGCGCGCACAGUUCUAAACACGGAAAUUACGACCUUGCUUUAACGUGUCCAGGCGUUCGUCUUCCGGAUCGUCCCAUUCUUAUGUGUUUCUGUGUGUUAUUUUUGCAUCCUGUGUAUAAAACUGUCUCUGAGAGACACGGGAUCAAAAUAUCACAAUAAAUAACAACCAGGCA